UUGCGCAAGUCCGACCCGACCGCCUGCUGGGUGUUGAUUUUGUUCUCGUCGGGCACCUUUGAGCGCGAGAGCGUGAAUCUGUGUUUGGACUCUGCUGAUGGUGGAGGUGGCGGUGGAGCUUUUUUUGUGGCUGGCACGGCCGGAGCAGACACUUUUGGGGGUGCCGGCGCGGCUGUCGGUGCCACCGAUGGAGUGUACGUGGGCGAGGGGGGAGCCGGUGCUGGCGGUGCAGGAGCUGGUGGAGGCGGUGCAGAGGGUGCCUUGGUAGCCGGCAGCGAGGGAGCUGGCGCCGGAGGAGGCGGUGGAGUCGGCAAAGCAGCGGACGGAGGAAGAGUAGAGGGUGCUGCGGAAGCAGGAACAGGUGGCUGUGGAGGUGCUGGAGGUGCUGCUGGGGCUGCUGGGGGCGUAGGUGGGGCCGAUGGGAUGGCUGGGACAGACGAUUUUGGCAUGCCAGGCACUGGGGGCGCCGGAGGCGCUGCUGCAGGGGUAGGCGGGGCGGGAGGCACGGCUGUGUUCUUAGCCGGCUCCUUGGGAGCAGCAGGUGCGCUGACAGCAGGUACUGGCGGCGCGGCCAUGGAGGGCACGGCAGAGGCCUGUUGCUGUGGUGGUUUUUCUAUCUUUACGUCCUCCUCGCUGACCACGUGCGAGUCGUCUCUUCUGGCGUUGAUCUCUGCUAGGAACGGAAGAGCGUCCGGCGAGGGGCCAGAGCUGGCAGCCGGAGCGGGCAGUUUCGAGGGCCCGGAAGAGGUGUUCUGUGGGCGUGUUGCUGGGGCAGAUGGAAUUGGUGGUGGAGGGGGGACUGCUGAUGACGACGGUGGAGGAGGAGCAGACGUGGACGGCAAAGGAGGGGUCGGGACAGACGAAGAGGGAAGGGGAGGAGGCGCUGGUGCCGAUGAGGAAGGCAUGGGAGGCGGCGGUGGGGCCGCGGACGAGGGCACUGGCGGCGGUGCGCCAGGAACAGGAGGUGCCGAGGACGUAGGCGCUGCUGGCGCUGCUGGCACUGAAGGCGCAGUUCCUGGGACGGGAGGCGCACUCCAACUUUUGGAGUCGCGUUUUGGGCGUGCCGAGGGCACCGCCGGUAUUGCUGGCGCUGCCGACGCUUUUGCGGUGUCACCUCUGUGUCUAAGUUUUGGCAGUCCACCCGCAAAGAUAUCGCCCAAUUGCGGCACUCCUGCAGGGACUGCUGGCGCAGAAGGCACAGCCGGCGCACUGGGGGUGCUGAUUGCUGGGGAAGACGAAUUGGACUCCACAAGACCACCGACCAUGGGCUUCGAGCGGUCAUUGGUGACCGCCUUUUUCAGGGUCUUGCCCUUGCGGAUGUCGCCAAGCAGCGCGUCUCUAUCUGGAGUCACCUUGGGCAGCUUGGCCGGCGCCUGUGAAGGCGGCCCGCCCAUUGGCGGCGCCGGAGGAGGAGGAGGUGGCGGAGGAGCUGACAUGGAAUAUUAG
Ogataea parapolymorpha DL-1 is the source of this 1446-nucleotide messenger RNA. RefSeq lists its product as uncharacterized. The transcript has a single exon. Lineage: Eukaryota; Fungi; Ascomycota; Pichiomycetes; Pichiales; Pichiaceae. The record is from RefSeq and is a predicted model, not a curated record.